This is a messenger RNA of Phascolarctos cinereus (koala), 3221 nucleotides long. It is a transcript of the gene FAM149A, whose product is annotated as family with sequence similarity 149 member A. Lineage: Eukaryota; Metazoa; Chordata; Mammalia; Diprotodontia; Phascolarctidae. The record is from RefSeq and is a predicted model, not a curated record.
UCCUCUGCCAAGGGUAGGCUCUGUGCCCUGUGAUUUAACUCUGGGCUUCCUCAAGACCCGGCCUCUCAGUUCCGAGAUAUGAAGGUAGCAGUGUUGGAUCUGGGGUCCCUCUUUGCCAAAAUCUUCAAAGCAUCUGUGCAACCACCGGUGGUCGCCUCCCCCGUAGCCUCGGCUUCCUCUGGCAGCGCCUCCUCUGCGGCUGCUACGGGUCCGGCGGACUCUAGCGUGGGCAACGCAGGCAGCAGCGCCAGCACCGUCCUCAGUGCUGCUCAGACCGUCACCCUCUUCCCCACCGUGGCUCCCAAAUCCCCAACCGCUCCUAGGGUACCCUCUGUGUCCCUCUCUUCCCCAGCGAUCCUCCAUCCUCUCCUUACCGCCUCCUAUCCCAGGGUUUCCUCCGUGAGAAAAGCAGCAGAAGUCGCGGGAGCCCCAUUCUCCUUGCCCAGUAGCCCCAGGGCAGCCAGACUUCCACCCCUGCCCCUGCCUCAUUCCUUGUCUCAAUCUCAGCCCCUGCUAUCAUCCCAAUCCCAGCCUUCCUCCCAGUUCCACGCUCAACCUCAACUUCAACCUGUCCCACAGCCCCCUGCCCAACCUCAUCUUCAGCUCGUGACCCAUGCCCAGUCCCAGACGCAGCCCCUUCCCCAGCUUCCUUCUCAGCCUCUGCCCCAGCCCCAGCCUCAGUCACAGCCCCAGUUUCAGCCCCUCUCCCAACCACAUCUCCUUUCUCUAUCCCAGUCUCUUCCUCUUUCCCUUCCCCAGCCUCAUCUCCAACUCCUGCCCCUUCCUCAGUCUCAGCUCCAGCCUCUUUCCCAACCCCACUCUGAGGUUCAGCUCCAGGUCCAAUCUCAUCCCCAGCCUCCGCUCCAGCCCCUGUUCCAGACCCAAUCGCAGUUUCUCCCUCAGCUCCAACCCCAGCCGCAGCCUCUCCCCCUUCUCCACUCCCCUGUCCAGCCCCUGGCCCUGAGAGGCAGUGGUGGUGGCGGCAGCUGCAGCAACAACAGUGGGGCUAACUCUCCUGCUCUUCCUCUUUCUGUGGCCCUGUGGCGACCGCCUCCAGGCCCCGGAGGGCUCGGAGCGGUCCUGCAACCCAUUACGGGCACCGGAGGUAGCAACAGCGGCUUAGCAGCGAGCCCGGCUCGCUCUCCGCGCCAGCCUGGUCCUGGAGAACGAGAGCCUGGUGCUCGGAUAGUGCCCGGCCAGGGCCCUAAGACUCUCUUGUUCACCCUCCCAGACAUCGGCGAGGAGUGGGGGACUGAUAUCGAGUCAGAGGAUGAUGGUAGCAGUGAAACAAAAGGACUGGCUGAAGGGCCUGGACAACAACAUCUUACUGUGAAGAGCAGGGACCCUCUUCCUAAGCAUUUCACCAAAAAUGUGCAGGAAGCCAUUCAUAAUUAUAACUGUGAAUCCAUUUCAUCUCUCUUGUCGAGUGGGAACACCACCCCUACAGACUUGAAUAAUUCUUGGUCUGGAAUACAAAGCAUUACUACUGAAAGAAGCACGUCUACUGAACGAAGCUCAGUCUCCUCUUGGACAGAUGAUGAGUUUGAUAAAGCCACAGCGAAAAAAGUUCAGCAGUUAUUUUGGGAGGUGGAUGAAAUGCUCUUUGAAGGGAAGAUCAGUCCUCACUGCCAGAAUCUGCAGGCAGAAUGUAAAGAGUGGACUAGAAGGUCACUUCAUCUCAGGGUUCUAGGAAAACAGCUCAUGUUUCCAACAGAUGAAGGUUUUCAACAUUUUCCAAGCAAUGCUGCUAGUUCUGCCCACAUCAAGUCCUCACUUGACCUCUGUGAAAGCAAUAACAAUCUCAAAGAGCUGUGCAUCUCAGGCUCUAAGCUUGUCCCAGAAGAUUACACAAGAAUUUCUUCUGUUCUUUCUGACAUAGCUGCUUCUUUCCUAGAGGAAGAGAUCUAUGAUAUAGACGGAGAAAUUGAAGAGUAUUUUGCUUUCGACAAAAAAGAAUUUGAUGAUGAAAGUCUGGAACCCAAGAAGGCUGUCAUCAGUCGACCAUGGAAUAAACAUGGCGUCCCUCCUAUUUCCCCGGAGGAUUGUAUCAAAGAUGCAGCAGCUGCUGAAGCAUUUGAUCAUGCUUGGAGAAAUGUGGUGGAAAUGUUGGAAGAGCUAGUGAGAAAAACAUGGGAAACUGCCCCUCAAGGAGGAAGUAAACAGAGGGAAAACUUGAAGACAGCUGGAAAUAAAUUGGCAAAACUGCCAAGUGCCCACAUUCCUCCCAAUCCAUCGAGUGUUCCCCCUUCUAGAGGUUCUGAGACCCACAGCACAUCGUUGGGUUCUCAUAUGGGUCUGUCUCAGAACCAUCGCUUCUCCAGUAGUUUUUACAAUGAUUUAAAUGGUGUGAUGACAAUCCAAGCAAAACCCCUUCAACAGAGACAUACGCAUUUUGCAGACAGGACACCGCAUGAUCAAGGUGACAGACUGCUGGUUGUAGGUUCCAGUGUUCUCUCCUCAACUCGGCAUCGGUUGGGGCAAGUCUCAGAUUACAGUGUUCUCUCCUCAUCUCGGCCACUCCCUAUGUCUGCAAGGAAGACACCUGUCCACAGGAGGCUGCCAUCUCUCUCUUCAGAUCUGCAUCAAUCGAAAACCUCCAAUGUGCACAGUGAUAAAGUUCUCAGGGGCAAUAAGUUGCAUAUUGGCUCAGACUGCUUGUCUUCUCCAUCGGUUCAAGUGCCUCGAAACAGGCUACCACCCAUAAGCUCAGAGGCUGGUGAACAGAACACUGCUCCUCCUGGAUCCCGCCAAGCCUUUCACAGAGGAAGACAUCCUCAAAACCAAGUGUUAAGUGCUGUGCCUGGCAAUAUUGAGACACCACCUCUCCGGGAAAGGACUGUUAUCUCUGAGCAAUUUUCAAGGCCUAAUACCACUCAAACCUUCAGGUCUGAUACUCCUCACAAAAGGUCGUUGACACCAAUGGAAUUUGGAAGCCACAUGUGGACAGGUCAGGGUUUCUUAACAGGUUCACAGCAUCUACCUAAAUCUUAUCAAAGAAAUACCUCAACUUCAAGGAGGAGAUUUCCAGUGGCUUCCUGAUCCAACUUGGCUGCUCAGUCACUGUGCUCAGUGAAAUCUGCCAACUGUCAACUUACUCUUCAUUACUUAAGAAAUAACAGCAAGUAUUAUGCUAUCUUGAUGUGUUCUUUUGUCUCCUGGCCCUGGAGACAGGGCUCUUGGAGAAAACCAAUCAUAAUAAACGCAUCCAUUUUUAACUGGAA